Cryptococcus deneoformans JEC21 is the source of this 789-nucleotide messenger RNA. RefSeq lists its product as hypothetical. Lineage: Eukaryota; Fungi; Basidiomycota; Tremellomycetes; Tremellales; Cryptococcaceae. The coding region runs from base 58 to 618 and encodes 186 amino acids. The record is from RefSeq and is a predicted model, not a curated record. The transcript has 5 exons. Gene Ontology annotation, biological process: UDP-N-acetylglucosamine biosynthetic process. Gene Ontology annotation, molecular function: monosaccharide binding; glucosamine 6-phosphate N-acetyltransferase activity. Gene Ontology annotation, cellular component: endoplasmic reticulum; endoplasmic reticulum-Golgi intermediate compartment; Golgi apparatus.
UUCCCCCUCCCCCUUCUUCCCUUUUUCCCAUCCCUUCCCCGGCAGAGCUCCCCAUAGAUGACCCCCGACUCCUCCUUAGAUCUCCUCUUCGACCCUUCUAUACUACCCGCUUCAGCUCAAGACGAGCUUGGGCCAGACCUCUAUCUUCGCCCACUUUCUUCUACCGAUGUUUUGAGGGGCCAUAUUGAACUUCUAUCUGUCCUUACGUCUGCCCCUCCUCAAUCUGUCAGCACGUAUGAGACGAUCUUCCAAGAGAUGAAGGCAAGUGCUGGUAUCUACUUUACAGUAGUGGUCGUUCAUCGGCUCUCCAAUCAGGUUGUGGCCUGCGGAUCUGUCAUUAUUGAGCGCAAAUUUGUUCGUAAUGCGGGGCUUGUAGGCCACAUCGAAGACAUCGCCGUGUCACAAAGCAUGCAAGGAAGAAAGCUUGGAAUGAAGAUUAUAAACACGCUGGUGGAUAUCGGACUUGCCCGAGGCUGCUAUAAAAUCAUCCUGGACUGUAGUGAGAAAAACAUCCCUUUUUAUGAAAAGUGCGGAUUCAAGCAGAAGGAAUUUCAAAUGGUUCGAUAUCUGUUGGAUCCUUCAGACGUUGUUAAAGUCCCUACGCCAUCGAAACUCUGACAGCCGUUUCCCAAGAAGUCCUGUUGUCAAUUGAGCUCCGAAGGAAUUGGUUGCUUCGUAUUGAAGUAAUAUAUAUUAAAUAAUGGAACGUUGGACGGUACAUGGACUUUUUAUCUUCAGAUGUGAUAAGAACACAUCAUCUAUGCAUAGCCGCUGGCUCGAAUCGUUCAG